GGCCAGAUGAUGAAGAUGACAAAGCUAUCCGGAGUUGGUAGACAGAGACUAGAGAGUUUGUGUCAGCUCGGUCAAAACUACUGACUGGUCAGAAGUAAACCGGUCGUUGCCUCGCAGAGAUAACGGUCCCCCGUAGGAAACUGGAGCGUAAGAGCAGCGUAAAGACGGAUCACCAUCAGUGGCCUCUGUACAGUUGCCUCCAACAAGAAGACAUCCAUACUCUACCUCCAAGGAAGAGACAGGUCAUGGAGAAGUAUUUUAGACCUGUUCACAGCCCCUCUGGCCAAGGUGAGAUGAAAUUGCAGAAGCACCACCAUCCCGAAGACCAGGAGUCGCACAGUUUUACACUCUUUGAGGACUCUGAUGUCAAUCAGGAAGAAAACCACCACCUCCAUGGAAAUGAUCACUACCCCUACAACAACCCUCAUCGUCAUCCAAUGCACCAAACUCCUCACAACCAAGAGGAUGAGAUACUUUACAACCACGGCACUCCUGUAACUCUCUCCAGAGCUUCAUCAUCUUCCCUUUCCUCAUCCUCCUCCUCUUUCUCCUCAUCGUCCUGGUAUACAGAGGCAAGCGCCAACAAUGCCUUCUCUCUGCGCCACGCUGAACGUCCGCCGCAUUCUCUGUCCUGCUCCAACAUCCCAGACGUCCGCAGGGUUUUCCGGGAAGAAGACAGCAGCGAGCCGGUUGUCUUUGCCACCGUCAAUCAUGGCAGCCGGAGCAGUGUUGGUUGUCAUGCUCGUGGCAGCUCACAACAGAAAACCAAGGCUGUUUAUUCAGCUCUGGACCGAGGUCAUAGCAGAAGCGAGGAUGGCCUUCUGGAGGGUUUUGAAGGAUGUGGUGGCAUAAAACCAUCCGAGGCACCGAGCAGCGGACAACUGUACAAGACGUCGAGUUUGACCCGGAGCCUGGCUUUCACUGACGAAGACAUUCUCUUAGGAGAUCCCAGAGGCCCAAAGAGAGCGGUAUCAUCCAGUCAGCUUCCCAGCAAAGGAAUCCUCAAGAACAAGGAGCCUCAUGCUGACAUACGAAAAGCUAAAUCCAUGGAGGUGAUAUCCCCAAGAGUUCCCACACGACAAGCGCCUCGUGGACAAAAGGGGACAGGCAUUGACUCAUCUGAGAUAGAGCGAGUGAGGGAAAAUGUCUUUCAGGGAAAGUUGCAAUUUUCUGCUUUCCUGGAUGAGAUUACUAAGCAAGUGAUAAGUCCAUCGUAUCUCACCAUGAUGGGUGCGAACAACAACAAAACAAGUAACAAGCCUUGCGCACCGGCUCCGACACUCGAACCAGUUAAGCCUCAACUCCCACCAAAGAAGAACAGGAAGAGCUUUGUCGAGAAGAGGGAAGAGUAUCCCAAACACAACAAGAAGCAGGAGAAAGGCGCCAGUGGCGGCCCUGGAAAACUGUCGGACUGCUCUAAUCCUGACAAACUGAUUUCAUAUGCGGCGCGCAGCCACCAGGGUAGCCCCCUACCCCAUCACUAUCGCUUCUCCCCAAGUCACAAUACUAACCAGGGAAAAUCCCGUAAAGAAAAGAGGAUGCCAUCCCUUGAGGGUUUCGUGUCUGAGAACAGCCUAGGUGUACCCCACCUAACUGAUGGAACCAGCUCCAGCCCGGAACCAAGUCAGCCAAAACAGCGGCACCACCACAGCAAGCAGCAAACCACCGCCUUCCAUAGUCCACAUACCCACUACUUCCCUCAACCUCACCAGGGGCAACCCAGUGCCAGCCGACCAGGGCACAGCACCGCGCCACCAUCUUCAGCGCAGCGUGCAAGACCUGGCCUGGGAUCAGAGUCUUCAUCUUCUAAGUCAGACUCGUCCAGAACCCGAGAGACAGCCUCCAGUCCUACCAGUCCCAGCUCGGAGCACAGCGGGAGGCAUCAUUCAGAGUCUUCGGUGACCUCAAAGCGAUGCAGAGACCGCCCGUGUGACUCUGAGCAGCUUCAGGUGCUCCGAGAGGAAAAUAGUGACCUUCACCAGAACUUGCUGCAGACUGUGGUCUGCAUCGAGAGCCUGGAGUCGGAGCUGCAGAGGACCAGAGACGAACUGAGCAACGUCAAAGAAAAAUACAAAAGCCUGCUGGAGUGUCACUCAGGAAGUAGGGCGGCCAACAACCUGCCUGGGGACAACUUGCACAUUGCGGCGGAGAGUGUGAGCAGCGACAGGAAGUACCUCCUCAGUCGCGUGUCCGACCUGACCUCCGAGCUGGAGGACGCUCACAGGACCAUCGAGUCGCUGCAGAACAUCAACCUUCCCUCCCUGAUGAAGGAUUUACUGCAGAAGCAUCUGAGCUCCACUGAGUCCGUGCCGACAACUCCUAUUCCUUCUCCACAUGCUCCUCGCACUCCUCAGUGGGAGGACGCCGCCCAUGCCUGCUUCGCCCAACCAGAGACCGCCGCCACUUUUGCUCCCUUCAAAAAAGAAGCGCACAAAACCGGCGCCGACCCCUGCCAGUCGGCGGGCCCGCUGGAGGACAUCAGCGCCGCCAUCUAUGAGAAAAUACUGGCCAGGUACACCAGUGUCUCCCCUCAUGAUCACCCCAAGUCCUCCGUUGGAGUCCCUCUCAGGCCUCGGCAGCUCCACGACGGCCCGGCUGGGAAGGGAGAGGUCCUGGUGACUCUUCUGGAGCAGGACGCCGUGGACGUGACCUCCAUGUCUGCACAGCAGAUCCUGGAUGAGUUCAUGCAGCAGAUGCACACCCACCAGGGGGAGAAGCAGGAGUGAGUGGUGCAGGAAUGGAGUCUUUAGACCAGGGGUCACCAACACGGUGCCCGCGGGCACCAGGUCGCCCGUAAGGACCAGAUGAGUCGCCCGCUGGCCUGUUCUAAAAAUAGCUCAAAUAGCAGCACUUACCAGUGAGCUGCCUCUAUCUUUUUAUUUUAUUUAUUUACUAGCAAGCUGGUCUCGCUUUGCUCAACAUUUUUAAUUCUAAGAGAGACAAAACUGAAAUAAAAUUUGAAAAUCCCAGAAAAUAUUUUAAAGACUUGGUCUUCACUUGUUUAAAUAAAUUCAUUUUUUUUUUUACUUUGCUUCUUAUAACUUUCAGAAAGACAAUUUUAGAGAACAAAUACAACCUUAAAAAUUAUUUUUGGGUUUUUAAACACAUAUACCUUUUUUACCAUUUAAAUUCCCUCCUCUUCUUUCCUGACAAUUUGAAUCAACGUUCAAGUAAAUGUAUUUGUUUUAUUUUAAAGAAUAAUGAAUAAAUUUGUAUUUAAUUCUUCAUUUUAGCUUCUGUUUUUAUCUAAGAAGAAUAUUUGUGAAACAUUUCUUCAAACUUAUUAUGAUUAAAAUAAAAUAAAAAAUAUUCUGGCGAAUCUUGAAAAUCUGUAGAAUCAAAUUUAAAUCUUAUUUCAAAGUCUUUUGAAUUUCUUUGAAAAUUUUUGUUCUGGAAAAUCUAGAAGAAAAAAGGAUUUAUCUUUGUUAGAAAUAUAGCUUGGUCCAAUUUGUUAUAUAUUCUAACAAAGUGCAGAUUGGAUUUUAAACUAUUUAAAACAUGUCAUCAAAAUUCUAAAAUUAAUCUUAAUCAGAAAAAAUUACUAAUAAUGUUUCAUAAAUUUUUUUUUUUUUUUUUUUUUUCAAAAAGAUUCAAAUUAGCUAGUUUUUCACUUCAUUUUUUUCGGUUAAAUUCUGAAUUUUGAAAAGUCGAAAUUGAAGAUAAACUAAGUUUAAAAAUGUAAUUUUCAUUUUUUUUUGUGUUUUCUCCUCUUUUAAACCGUUCAAUUAAGUGUUUUUUUCUUCAUUUGUUCUCUACAAAAAACCUUUCGUAAAAUUAAAAAAAAUGCACGACGGAAUGACAGACAGAAAUACACAUUUUUUUAUAUAUAUAGAUUUAUUCAUUAAAGGUAAAUUGAGCAAAUUGGCUAUUUCUGGCACUUUAUUUAAGUGUGUAUCAAACUGGUAGCCCUUUGCAUUAAUCAGUACCCAAGAAGUAGCUCUUGCUUUCAAAAAAGAUGGUGACCCCUGCUUUAGGAAGUAUUGUGAAAACCUACAAGUAGAAUCAAGUUUAGUCCUUAUCUGUCUAACGAACUUCUUUAAUGGAUUAAAGUUGUAACGAUUGCGGGGCAUCGUGAUGAUGAGGGUCGUUCUCUCAGGGAUGCAGUCGGGCUCGAACACAGCGGGAAGGUAAGAAAUAGUGGAUUUAUUUAACAAAUAAAAACAGACUUAGUCAAAACAAACAGAACUAGCAUGGGAGCUAGAAAAAAAACAAAAGCGCUAGCAUGGGAGCUAGAGAAAUAACAGAAAAAAUUGCACAAGGCACAAAAGGCAAAACAAAACUACUAGCAUGGGAGCUAGAGGAGCAUAGGUUUAGCGCAGAAGCUAGCAAGUACAGGUAUGAGAUUACUGAGUUGAGGAUCAAGGUCGUCACUGUUGUGCGAACACAAAUUAGGAGGCAAAACUGAAUAAACAAAAAAGGCAGGCUUAAAUAAAGACAGUAAUCAAGAGGCAGGUGAAUCGAAAGAGUAACUAUGGAAACAGAACAAACCAGGAACUAAGGAAGUCAAACACUAACAGAAUAUAAUACAAAAACGGAUCAAAAUCAGAAGAUGAUAUGAUCCGGGCAGCGGAUCAUAAAAAAAGUGUAGUUUUUCCAUUAGAGUUUUUGAAAGCUGCUGUUGGUGUAACUUAGAAAUGGACAAAUGAAGGGGAUACUUCUGCAAGAAAUGUCUGCUUUCCGUAAGAAAUUUUGUUACGAAUUAGAAGCGGCAAUUCCUGAAGGAAGUGCGUGUGAAUGCUCCAAUGCUGAAGUUGAAGUGAAAUGCUGACGGAAUGUACAAACCCUGUUUCCAUAUGAGUUGGGAAAUUGUGUCGGAUGUAAAUAUAAACAGAAUACAAUGAUUUGCAAAUCCUUUUCAACCCAUAUUCAGUUGAAUAUGCUACAAAAACAACAUAUUUGAUGUUCAAACUGAUCAACUUUAUUUUUUUUUUGCAAAUAAUAACUAACUUAGAAUUUCAUGGCUGCAACAUGUGCCAAAGUAGUUGGGAAAGGGCAUGUUCACCACUGUGUUACAUCACCUUUUCUUUUAACAGCACUCAAUAAACGUUUGGGAACUGAGGAAACUAAUUGUUGAAGCUUUGAAAGUAGAAUUCUUUCCCAUUCUUGUUUUAUGUAGAGCUUCAGUCGGUCAACAGUCUGGGGUCUCCGCUGUCCUAUUUUACGCUUCGUAAUGCGCCACAUAUUUUCGAUCGGAGACAGGUCUUGACUUCAGGCGGGCCAGGAAAGUACCCGCACUCUUUUACUACAAAACCACGCUGUUGUAACACGUGGCUUGGCAUUGUCUUGCUGAAAUAAGCAGGGGCGUCCAUGAUAACGUUGCUUGGAUGACAACAUAUGUUGCUCCAAAACCUGUAUAGACCAUUCAGCAUUAAUGGUGCCUUCACAGAUGUGUAAGUUACCCAUGCCUUGGGCACUAAUACACCCCCAUACCAUCACAGAUGCUGGCUUUUGAACUUGGAACAAUCCGGAUGGUUAUUUUCGUCUUUGUUCCGGAGGACACCACUUCCACAGUUUCCAAAUAUAAUUUGAAAUGUGCACUCGUCAGACCACAGAACACUUUUCCACUUUGCAUCAGUCCAUCUUAGAUGAGCUCGGGCCCAGCGAAGCCAGCGGUGUUCCUGGGUGUUGUUGAUAAAUGGGUUUUGCUUUGCAUAGUGGAGUUUUAACUUCCACUUACAGAUGUAGCAACCAACUGUAGUUACUGACAGUGGUUUAAUGACGUGUUCCUGAGCCCAUGUGGUGAUAUCCUUUACACAUUGAUGUCUGUUUUUGAUGCAGUACCGCCUGAGGGAUUAAAGGUCCGUAAUAUCAUCGCUUACGUGCAGUGAUUUCUCCAGAUUCUCUGAACCUUUUGAUGAUUUUACGGACCCUAGAUGGUAAAAUCCCUAAAUUCCUUGCAAUAGCUCGUUGAGAAAUGUUGUUCUAAAACUGUUCGACAAUUUGCUUACAAAGUGGUGACCCUCACCCCAUCCUUGUUUGUGAAUUACUUAGCAUUUCACGGAAGCUGCUUUUAUACCCAAUCAUGGCACCCACCUGUUCCCAAUUAGCCUGCACACCUGUGGGAUGUUCCAAAUAAGUGUUUGAUGAGCAUUCCUCAACUUUAUCAGUAUUUAUUGCCACCUUUCCCAACUUCUUUGUCACGUGUUGCUGGCAUCAAAUUCUAAAGUUAAUGAUUAUUUGCACACAAAAAAAAUGUUUAUCAGUUUGAACAUCAAAUAUGUUGUCUUUGUAGCAUAUUCAACUGAAUAUGGGUUUAAAAUGAUUUGCAAAUCAUUGUAUUCCGUUUAUAUUUACAUCUAACACAAUUUCCCAACUCAUAUGGAAACGGGGUUUGUAGUAUCAAUGGAAGAAUAGCUGGAAUGUUGGAAUGCUUUGAAUGCUGAAGGGUUGAGAUUUUCAGGAAAACGGGAUUUGGUUGUGAACUCUGGAAAGUGUUUGUUGGAUGAGUGGAAUGUGUUUGGAUAGGUUGAAAAAUGUGCAAAUUGUGGAUGUUUUGACGGUGGAACGGUUGAAGUUGGUUGAAAAAUGGGGAAGGAGUAGUCCACAGAAAAAAGGGUGAAGAAAGGGUUUGAAAAAAAGGGAAUUCCUGGAUUUUUUGUUGACCUUGGAAAAAUUAUAAUUUUAAUGUCCAGGAUGAGUGGAAUAUUUUGAAAGGGGGAAUAGGAUGGAUAGGAUGAAAAAUGUGCAAAUUGUGGAAGUUUAAAAAAAAUGGAAAAUUCAUUUUGAAUGGGGAAUAUGUCCCUUGAAAGUGGAAAUUCCUGGAAAUCCUGGAUUUAAAAAAAAUUAUUAUUGAAUUGAACACAAUUCCCAAACAGGCGGAGUAUGUGCUCUAAUUGGGUUGGUCUCCACUCUAGUGUGAUACUUUGACUUUACUUAGCCAUUCUAAAAUGCUCCAUUUAAGUGUAUGUUUGUAGAAUUUUGGAUGUGGUGAGCAUGAUUUGGCGGGGGACAAUCGUAUGAUCACAUUUGUGGAAACAUUGUAAAUAGUACUAUAUUAACACAAUAACACAAUCAUGAUUAUUAUUGCUUAAAACAAGUAGGGGCUUGAAAGUGUGACGUGGAAACACAAUUAAUUGUGAGUCUUGCAGGACUUUUACAUGACUGAGUACAAGACUUAUAUUCAGUUCUUCAGGAGUUCCAAACGUGGCGACAACGUGCGGCAUCAACAACAUCCGCAGUCGUGUUCAGGGUCGCUUCAGGAAAAAGAAAAUAUCUGGUGAGAUAUUUCUUAUUUCCGGCGUGAAAAGAAAGCCAGGGAAGUUGUGUUGUGAAGCUAAUAUAGCGAUGGUAAGCAGCCAUGAGACCAUCAAACAUGACUUUUAACACCAUCACCUGCUACAUGUUGGUGUUCCUUAGUUGCGAACCCAUUUGAUAAUUAUACGAAUGAUACUGCAAAAAACCACACUCAAAUGCUACAACAGUUAUUUUACAUGUGUAUUUGAUGUUUGUAUAUGAUGUCUAUGUAAAUGUAUAUGUGUGUUUUGAUGCAAUAAAUGUCAGGUAUGCUCCUA
Nerophis ophidion (straightnose pipefish) is the source of this 7511-nucleotide messenger RNA. RefSeq lists its product as uncharacterized. Bases 246 to 2726 code for a protein of 826 amino acids. The transcript has 7 exons. The record is from RefSeq and is a predicted model, not a curated record. NCBI's taxonomy places the organism in Eukaryota, Metazoa, Chordata, Actinopteri, Syngnathiformes, Syngnathidae.